Molecule: messenger RNA, 1656 nt
Organism: Rhipicephalus sanguineus (brown dog tick)
Lineage: Eukaryota; Metazoa; Arthropoda; Arachnida; Ixodida; Ixodidae
Exons: 5
Coding region: 1-1656 (551 amino acids)
Source: RefSeq, a predicted model, not a curated record
AUGCCUGAAAAUAAUAACGUUCGUUUCCUCAUGCGAGGAGUAAAGGAACAGCUGUUCGGUGGAUUCCUCAAUGCCGUCCAGGAAUUCAUCACAGAAGCCACGACCAUCGAGAAGAAGCUAGAAAUGUGGACCCGCCAGUACAACCGCCACUUGAUCCAAGACAGCGCAGUGGUGCAAGCCAUCGACUCAGGCUCCCAAAAGAAGGUGGUGUACAACCUGUCCUCGUACCAGCCCGACGGCCCCGAGAUGGCAGUCCUGAACCUCGGUCUCAACUUCAAUAUGGGUCCCGCAACAGACACGAAGAAGUUGGAGCGUGAUGCCGUCAAGAGGCUACGUGAGAAUCAUGACAUUGUGAUACUUCCUGAAGACAAGGGUAACGCUACGGUCCUUCUCGACAAAAGCAAGUACAUCGAAAAAAUGCACUUGCUUCUGAGUGAUAAACAAACAUACGCCUCGGCUGCAAGAGACCCUACACCUAAGCUACAAAGGGACUUGCAAAAACUUCUGUCCGACAUCUUCCGCAUGGUAACGCCUCAACACAAGCAGCUGUAUUAUAAAUUGCUUUGCCACAAUGGAUCAGCUCCAGCUAUAUACGGCCUACCGAAGGUACACAAGACCGAUAUCUCCCUGCGGCCUAUAGUGGACUUCACUCGCUCCCCGCUCUACAGGCUGUCAGGUUUUCUUCAUAGGGUCAUCUCGCCCCUGGUAGGCAAAGGUGCUUCCUAUAUACGCAACACGUAUGACUUCAUCGAAAAGGUCAAAGACACAAUAGUCGAUCCGGACGAAGUCUUGGUUUCCUUCGACGUUGUGUCACUUUUCACGAGUGUACCCAUAGACAUGGCCAUGGAUGUGUGCGUUGCCGCCCUCGACAAGGACCCGACAUUGCCUGAGCGAUCUCCCCUCGAAGUGCACGACCUAGGCAGGCUACUCAAGUUUUGCCUGUCGAACACCUACUUCACCUUUCAGAAGAAGUAUUACCGGCAGUUACACGGUGCGGCGAUGGGGGCGUCGAUUUCGCGGCAGAACCUCGACCUAUUCACGGUUCACCUCAACAGUAUGCAUCCAGCAAUUCAGUUCACAGUAGAAGCGGAGUCUGAGGGCCAGCUACCGUUCUUGGACGCCCUGGUGAAACGCGAUGGCUCAGGCUUGUCGUUCAAGGUGUUUAGGAAGCCCACUCACACUGGCCGCUACCUCAACUACAGAUCGGUGCACCCGGCUUCGCAAAAGAGGUCCGUUGUCGGCUCUCUUCUUCGUCGGGCGGAAAGGGUAUGCACGACAGGGGAAGACCGUGCGGGUGACAAUGCACUGGUGCGGCAGGAGCCGAUGGCGUGUGGUUACCCUGAGUACCUAAUUGACUCAGUAGGGCGCCAGUUGGCUCGUGCAGUGCCCGCCCAAUCUGGACCCACACAGAAACGGGCCGCAAUUCCGUACGUUCCGGGAGUAAGCGAGCCCCUUGCACGAGUUCUGCGGUCUUAUGACGUGCAGGCUGCGCACGUCCCGUCCAGGAAGCUCCGGCACGAACUCGUACGUGUGAAGGACCCUCUUGAAAAGGAAAGGUACCCGGGUGUUGUACUGCUGCCUGGCGAGACAGCCCAGUCGUCCAUGCCUGCUGCGGAACCUGUGGAACUGGCCGGCAAACUUGUGUCCAGGCGCUAA